This is a messenger RNA of Macrosteles quadrilineatus (aster leafhopper), 2178 nucleotides long. Its product is annotated as inactive pancreatic lipase-related protein 1. Gene Ontology annotation, molecular function: lipase activity. The transcript is spliced from 8 exons. The record is from RefSeq and is a predicted model, not a curated record. Gene Ontology annotation, biological process: lipid metabolic process. NCBI's taxonomy places the organism in Eukaryota, Metazoa, Arthropoda, Insecta, Hemiptera, Cicadellidae. The coding region runs from base 139 to 1215 and encodes 358 amino acids.
GCGCGCCGCUAGGAGCGUUGGUGACUAGUGUUGGAUUUGUGUUACACAUUCAAUUGGGCUAAGACAAAGGGGUGGUAUUAUCAAAGAUGGAGUCUAGAUGACCUUUGGAGAAGAGCAUAGGGCUGCCAUGAUCAUAAGAUGGGCCUACCAGAGUCUAGAAGCUUCUGGCUGGCGGUCGUGACAUCGACAGCGCUCCUGGUGGCUGGAUGUGCGGCCCAGGAUGAGUUGAACAGUGUUCGUAAUGUUGGAGACCUGUGGAACACAUCUUCUUGUAUAGAACCACCCUUCGCUUGUCCCCACCCCCGCAUACAGUUCUUCUUAUAUACCAGGUACACGCAGCAGAACCCAGAUCUCCUAGACACUACGGACCCCGACUCCUUGUACCAGAGUCAUUUCAACCCAGCACAUCCUACGAAGGUGAUCAUCCAUGGGUUCCAGGGGGGUCGCAACCUGGCUCCCAGCACGGACCUUCGGGAUGCCUAUUUCCGUCGUGGCGACUACAACAUCAUCAUCGUCGACUACUCCACCCUAGUCAAGCUGCCGUGCCUAAGCCAAAUGGAGUGGUCGCCAAGGUUCUGUGGUCAGUGUAUAGCCCAGAUGGUGGAGUACCUGGCGUACCACCCCAGAGGAGUACCUCCAGACUCACUCCACCUCAUGGGGUACAGCAUAGGAGCUCACAUUGCCGGGCUGACCGCCAACUUCGUACAGGAGGGGAAGCUGGGAAGGAUAACUGGUCUGGACCCCACGAUUAUUUUCUACAUGGGCAACAACCGAUCGAGGGACUUGGACCCUUCGGACGCCCAUUUCGUCGACGUCAUCCACACGGGGGCCGGGGUCCUGGGCCAGUGGGGACCCAACGGACACGCUGACUUCUACGUCAACGGGGGCACCAGUCAGCCUGGCUGCUUCAGUAACAGUCUUAUACGGACGUUGUCAUGCGAUCACACCAAAGUGACUCCGUACUUCAUAGAAUCCAUCAACUCCGAAGCCGGGUUCUGGGCGGUGCCUUGCUCCAACCGCUUCCUCUUCAACUUGGGUUUCUGCAAUCCUCCGGUCCAAGACUGGGUCCUCAUGGGGGAAAAUGCUAACCCUAAGAUUCGAGGAAUAUUUUACCUCACGACGAACGCAAACCCUCCUUACGCUCAAGGUCUUCCAGGACGAGCGAAACAGAGGACAUCAAACAGAAGACAACGUCAAACACCUAGGAAAACGUAGCCAAGAGUCCAAAAGUGGAAGAUAUCGUAUUUAUUUCAAAACUUAAGUGUAGAUGACAUAUAAACUGAAGACAGUAACGUCUUAAGAGAAACGAGGCAACCAUUCCUUUUUCCAUAAAGUUAUGGCAUUAGAAGUAAUUAUACCCAUAAAAUGAAAGCUGGUGGAAGUAUUUCAAGAAAAUACAGCCGUUGAAGACAUUGGAAUUCUGCUAGGGUAUAAGCCAACACUAAAUCGUACGUCAAAGAAGACAGCCAACUUCAAUCAAUUGAAUCAGGUAGUCAUCAGUUGAAAACUGAGGAAAUCGUAGCCAACAGAGCACACUACAAUGAUAUAGGAGACAACUGAAGUCUUCCACGAAAAUGAAGUCAACAGAAACUGACUCAUUCAAAUCUUUGAAUUUGAAUGAGUCAGUUUUUCAUCGAACUAAGAUAUAUUUUACCCUAAAGGUUUAGCCAUAAAGUUUGGCGAAGGUGUUGCAAAAACUUUAGCCAAUAUAAGGUCAUAAAUAAAUCAGUAUUCUGCUAACAGAAACGUGAUUAAAUCUCAUCUGUGAUUUUGAAGAUGUUGAAUUUGAAAUCAACUACAAUUAAUUGUUACUGCAGUCAAAGACUAUAGUAUUUACCAAAAAGUUUGCUAAGGGAUUGUUUCAGUGCCUACGAUAAGUGAGGUUUACUUCGUGAAAGUGUAUGACUCAUAUAGUACUCAUCAAAAUUAUAAAUCAUUUGUCACGGCACCUAGCCCUAAUUAAUUGUUGUACAUAGCUUCAAAAUACGUAAGUGAUUUUUCAUCUCCAUGACAAAAGGUUGAACAUUCAUCAAAGAGCAAAGUUCAAAAUUCAUUGUGUAUUUUUAGUUAGAACAUUUGUAUAGUAAUAGGUUAGGUUGAGAAUUUUAGUUUUAAUUUAAUACUCCUAUUAGUGUUUGUAAAUAUUCACUAUUUAUUGUGUUAGGAUUUCGUAGAAUU